AAUAAGUAUUGGUAACCAAAGCGCUGUCGGCCUCUCUGGUCUUCUACCCAAAGAUUUAUCUGUUUUUCCAUUGCUUUCCGCUUUGCUCUGUGUCUCAAGAAAUUCAUGGAACCUCAAUUCGCGAUGAACUUCGAAACCCUGAAAGUGACCCAAUCCGAGCCUCCAAAUUCUGGUAUUUUCUUUCUCUACCUCAACAAUCCAUCUCGAAGAAACGCCCUCACCCCCAAGUUCUUCACGGAAUUCCCCAAAGCCCUCUCUCUCCUCGAUCAAAACCCAUCUGCGAAACUCAUCAUACUAGCCUCUAAUGGCGACCACUUCUGCUCCGGCAUAGACAUUCUUUCUCUGAAAUCUCUCCAAAACCAACAAACCCAAGACCAAGGUCGGGCACGAGAGGCCCUUCGGCGGGCCAUUAAAGAGAUGCAGUCUGCCAUUACAGCUAUCGAGCUUUGUCGAAAGCCUGUUAUAGCUUCAAUCCAUGGAGCUUGUAUAGGUGGGGGAGUAGACUUGAUCACUGCUUGUGAUCUCAGGCUCUGUAGCAAACAAGCUUUCUUCUCUGUAAAAGAGGUGGAUUUGGGUUUAACAGCUGAUUUAGGUAGUCUUCAGAGACUUCCUUAUUUGAUUGGUUAUGGAAACACCAUGGAUUUAGCCUUAACAUGUCGAAGAAUCGAUGGGCUCGAAGCUAAGAAACUGGGCUUGGUUCAAACGGUCUUUGAAUCGAGAGAUGAUUUGGAGAAAGGGGUGAUGGAGUUAGCUUCUUCUAUUGCAGAAAAGUCCCCAAUGGCUUUAAUGGGGACCAAAGCAGUGAUGCUUAAGGGGAGAGAACUGGGGGUUGAGCAUGGUUUGGACUAUGUAGCGACCUGGAAUUCAGCCAUGUUAUUGUCAAAAGAUUUGGAGGAAGCUGUUGAAGCUAGUGUUCAGAAGAGGAAGCCUGUGUUUGCAAAGCUGUAAGAAUGCUUUGGUAUGGAGAUUAACACAGAUGUAAUGCUCCUUUUCUUCUUUGAGUUUUUCUUGAUGGAGAUUACUAAAGAUAUAAUGUUCCUCUUUCUUCUUUCACUUUUUGUUGAUGAAAUUUAAGUUAUUUAACUGGUUAGUGGGAAAACUGUCCCUUUUUAUAAGGUGUUUUUUAUGGAGCUGUAAGAAAGCUUGUCGUUCUGGGAUAAUGAAGAUAUGGUAAAAUUGAAUUUAUGUGGGAUAAUGAAAAUAUGUUAAAAUUGAAUUUAUGUG
Molecule: messenger RNA, 1224 nt
Organism: Amborella trichopoda
Lineage: Eukaryota; Viridiplantae; Streptophyta; Magnoliopsida; Amborellales; Amborellaceae
Gene: DCI1
Product: delta(3,5),delta(2,4)-dienoyl-CoA isomerase 1
Cellular component (GO): peroxisome
Molecular function (GO): delta(3,5)-delta(2,4)-dienoyl-CoA isomerase activity
Source: RefSeq, a predicted model, not a curated record